Molecule: messenger RNA, 372 nt
Organism: Rotaria sp. Silwood1
Lineage: Eukaryota; Metazoa; Rotifera; Eurotatoria; Philodinida; Philodinidae
Source: the annotation of a GenBank genome assembly
AUGAAACUUACUAUUAGUAUUGAAAUGGAAGAAGGAAAAAUUUUUGGUGGAGUUUAUGAAGUUAUUAUUGGAACUACUGAUCCUGAGUCAUUAAUUAAAUAUUGGCAACGAUUUGGAUAUCACGUCGGAGACAAGGGGGAACUAUCAGAAGCAAAUGCAUUGCAACUUUAUGGUGUAAAAUCAAAACUUCAAUCGAUUCGAUUACGUCAUCAAAGUGCUGAUCAUGGAUUAAUUAGAUUGUGUAUUUGGGAUAAACCAACAAAUAAUGGACUACAACUAUCUCCCAUGAAAAUUAUUGGAAACCGUUGGGAAGCGAUGUUGACCAACAGUAUUCUUCGAUUAGAAAAUCAUACUGAAGAAGCGAAAGAAUAA